AAAAUUUUGUAUCCUCGUGUAUUUUUGUGGUUAUAUUUUGAUAAAUAAAUAUAAGAAUAUAAAUAAUUUAGAAUGAAAGAAAUUUUAAUAACAAAGUGCGAAAAAAAAUUUAUAAAUUCCGCUCUUGAUGAAAAUAUCAGACUCGAUGGGAGGAAAUUAAAUGAAGCAAGAAAAAUAAAAUUACAUUUUGGAUCCAGUUGGGGAUCAUGUUUAGCAUCUCUAGGACAAACCAGAGUAAUAGCAAAUGUGUCAUGUGAUAUCCAGCAGCCAAAAUUAUCACGACCGAAUGAAGGCUUAUUGUACAUAAAUGUUGAGUUAAAUCCAUUGGCAGCGGCUCACUUUGAAGCUGGAAGACAAUCCGAGGCUGGGGUAUCCCUAACAAGACAACUAGAAAGAUGUUUCAAAGAUUCUAGGUGCAUUGAUAUGGAAUCUCUGUGCAUUGUUGCUGAUAAAAAAGUAUGGAAUAUCAGAGUUGAUAUCAAUGUCAUCAAUCACGAUGGCAAUUUAGUUGAUUGCGCCAGUAUCGCAACAUUAGCAGCUCUAUCGCAUUUCCAUCGACCUGAUGUCACUUCAACUGGAGACGACGUUAUUAUUCAUUCAUUUGCAGAAAAAGAUCCACUGCCUUUGACGUUAUUCCACCAGCCUGUUUGUGUUUCAUUUUCUACAUUUGAAAAUGGAAAGACAGUUAUGGAUCCAACGUACAUUGAAGAAAGACUGGGAGUCACUCAAUUAACGAUGGGGUUGAAUGCGUACCAUGAGUUUGUAAAUUUAUCAUUCGCUGACAAAUCAUCGUCAUCUAAAGUGUCAACUGACGUAUUGGCUUCUGUUAAAUCUAUCGCAGCCACACAUGCCGUUAAUGUCAUACGUCAAAUACGUGAUGCUGUAACACUUGACGUUCAAACCAGAUACAAAAAAGAAAUAUGCAAAAUAAAUAGAUUCAAAGACGCGAUAUCUUCCGAUAAAAUAAGUAUGUUCAGCGAAAGGAUAGCCAUCAAAUUAUCGCAAUGGAAUACCAGAGAAAUUAAAACUGAUAAAGAAGAAAAUAGCGGUGAUGAAAAGAUGGAUUGCAAUUUUGAUGGAAAUGAUGAUAAUGGUGAUGAUGAUAACGAUGUUGUAAUGGUGGAAUCAAAUACAGAAGUACGAAAAAUAGGAGUCGGAUCCGCUGAAUUGAUAACAAAAAUGGGUGAAAAUUUUGGCGAAGGUAAAAAAAAUUCAUGGAUUAAUUCGUCUGACGACGAUGAUGAUGAUGAUGAUGAUGAUGAUGAUGAUAAUGAUGAUGGUGAUGAAGUUGAAACUUUAAAAGUAACUAAAGUUAAUAAAGUACUCGAUGAAAUAGUACUGAGUGACAGCGAAGAAGAAGAUACCCAAGUAUUAUCAAAUCCCGAUUUACUAUAAAUUAAAAAGUUGAAUUAUCAUUUGGUAAAAUAAAUUUUGAAUAAAAAAAAAUAAUAACAAUUA
Molecule: messenger RNA, 1458 nt
Organism: Microplitis demolitor
Lineage: Eukaryota; Metazoa; Arthropoda; Insecta; Hymenoptera; Braconidae
Gene: Rrp45
Exons: 8
Coding region: 73-1395 (440 amino acids)
Biological process (GO): U1 snRNA 3'-end processing; U4 snRNA 3'-end processing; U5 snRNA 3'-end processing
Cellular component (GO): cytoplasmic exosome (RNase complex); nuclear exosome (RNase complex)
Source: RefSeq, a predicted model, not a curated record